This is a messenger RNA of Lethenteron reissneri (Far Eastern brook lamprey), 924 nucleotides long. RefSeq names its product dual specificity tyrosine-phosphorylation-regulated kinase 2-like. Gene Ontology annotation, cellular component: cytoplasm; cytoskeleton. NCBI's taxonomy places the organism in Eukaryota, Metazoa, Chordata, Hyperoartia, Petromyzontiformes, Petromyzontidae. The record is from RefSeq and is a predicted model, not a curated record. Gene Ontology annotation, molecular function: ATP binding; protein serine/threonine kinase activity. Gene Ontology annotation, biological process: peptidyl-serine phosphorylation; peptidyl-threonine phosphorylation.
AUGGGGGGGAGCGGCUACUACUGCAGCGCUCAGCAAGGGGUCGUGUUUGGUGCUGUCUGUGUGCACGAGGCGCGAUACGCUCAGCAAGGGAUCCCCCUGCCGCUGCUCCGCCGGGACACCGGCUUGAUGCUGACGAUGUCUCAGGAGCAGGCCGCCUGCCUCCUGGCCAACGCCUUCUUCUGCACAGACCCGGAUGACGCCAGGAACGACGUGAGCUCUGUACACAACGCUGCUCUGCAAGUCACUGCCAUGGAGAUGAGCAACGCUGAAGGUGGAAGAAAUGGCGGGUCUUGCGACACUGCGGUUACUUCCUCCAUCCGGAGAAGAUCACCCAAAGAAAUCCUGGGUCUUAUUGGCCCUCAACUAACUCGCCGAGAGAAGGCAGAACUUGCCGCCAUGAAAGACAUCUGGUACUAUACGUUCCACAACGAUUCCCGGGGCACCAAUAACUAUGGCUACGACGACGAAGAGCAUAAUUACAUUCUGGACCCACAUGUGCACCUCAACUACCGUUAUGAGGUGCUCAAGACAAUUGUGGUGGGAGGUCAAGGCCAGGUCAUCGAGUGUCGUGACCACAAGACAAAUAACAUCGUGGUCGUGAAGAUGUUGGUCACACCCUUAAGCUCCACGGAUGAAAUAUUGGAGAUGGGGCUCAAGAGGGCUAUGGAACGUCAACGCAAGGACUAUAACCAGGACUCCAAUGUCGUCAAAGUCCUGGAUGAUUUCACUUUCAGAGGGCACUACUGCAUCGUGCUGGAGCUGUUGAAGGAGAGUCUCCAGCAAGUGAUUGAAGAAGCAGGGCUCCGGGGCUUGGACAUGGCGUUAAUUAAAGCGUACACCAGGGAAAUCCUCACAUUCCUGAAGCAUAUGGAGUUAAAGGAGGCCGUCCACGCAGCCAUCAGGCCAGAGGCAGGGUCACAGUAA